AUGGCGGCCCUCCCACCUCUCUCCAACUUGACGUCGCGAAAGCCGCUCCUCAUCGCCGGCUUUGCGUCGCUCCUCUUCAUCUUCUUCCUCGCCCAUUCAUGGGGAUCCGAGACGGUUGCGUCCUACGUACCCUGGCGGGACCAGAACCCCGAGCUCGCCUCCGAUGUCCAGGUGCUCAACCGCGACACCCAACGUCGCCUGGACCGCCUGCGCAAAGAGUGCCAGGGUCCGGACCCAUUUGAGGCGCAGUACUCGCGUGCCAACCUCCGCAUGACGCGCGGAUACGAGGGCUCAUUAGCACGUCUGGAACGCCUCAUUUACAAGAUCCUUCGGGGCGAUCCCGUCAAGGUCGGCAUCAUUGGUGGAAGUGUUACCAGGGGCCAUGGCGUGCAGACACAUGAGCGCUGGCCGGACCAACUGUACGGGUUUCUGAAAGAGUUUUACGCACCCAAGUCGGACAUUCCUGUGAUCAACGGCGCCUCACCAGCCACCGGCUCGGAUUACUUCUCGUACUGUUUCGCUCUGCAUAUCCCAGAAGACGUCGACCUCGUGAUUGUCGAACUUGGUAUCAAUGACGUUGGCGAGCCCGAGGAUCUCACAACGAUGGAAGACCUGCUUCGUGGGCUCCUCGACAUGAAGUCCCAACCAGCCGUCAUGCUCCUCGAGGUCCUCGGCUUUAGCGGUGGAGGCAUGGGCGGGGCGGGCGGGCGCCACCAUUUGCCUGUCGCGCAGUACUACGACGUGCCCGUGAUCAACCAGCGGCAUCCGACGGCGAGUCACUUUGCACGUUUCCCUGACAUUAUGCCUCACUACUUUGACAUCAACGGUUGGGGCGAUCCGGACAUGCGCCACCUCAACUCGCGAGGCCAUCUCGAUGCCUCAAACAUCAUCGCCUCGAUGCUGCGUGACACGACGUGUGGUCUUGUCAGCAACCCCUCCUUCCGGCUGCCGCCAGCCAACCCACCCAAAGCGGUGAUCGAGAAGACAGCACAGGCGGCGUACGACGCCCAGGCCGACGAGCUGUACGGGGACGACGUCGAGGGUGCGCUGGCGACACUCGAGGCCGACUGGUCCGUGGAGGAGAAGACGUGGAUGGAGCCAUACCAGCGUCCAAACGAUGUCAAAGAAGGAGAAGAGGGCGAGCAUAAGGAGACGUACCGCCGGCCCGGGAUGUGGCAGCGACGCGUAGAGCACGGCCUCGUUCCGCGCAUGGAGUUCCUGGCGGGUUGGAACCCGGACCCGAACUAUCGACGCGCAACCUCCCGCCCAACUUGUUACAGCACCAAGGCGACCGAAGCACGGUUCAAUCUCACGCCGUCGUACGCUGAUGGGUGGGAGUUCUGGAUCCAUCCAGACCACAAUGACAAGCCAUAUGUUGUCGCGCGGGAGCCUGGCGCCCGCGUGACGUUUGAGAUCCCAGUGCACGCUGGAACGAUCAAGAUGUACUAUCUCAGGAGCGAGCGGAUGAGCCUCGGCAAGAUCCGCUGCUGGAUCGACGACGAUGAGACAGCCGGAAAGGAGGGCGUACUCCUCAACGGCUGGUGGAAGCGAGACUGGAUUAACAUCGGACAAUACAAGACGCUCGCCGAGAACCUCCCACCGGGCGUUCACCGCGUCAACUGCCUAAACCUUAACGAGACCGACACGACGGACGGGGGACACGAUUUCCGAAUCAUCAGCCUCGUGUCGAGUUAG
Messenger RNA from Cutaneotrichosporon cavernicola, 1695 nucleotides. RefSeq lists its product as uncharacterized. Lineage: Eukaryota; Fungi; Basidiomycota; Tremellomycetes; Trichosporonales; Trichosporonaceae. The coding region runs from base 1 to 1695 and encodes 564 amino acids. The transcript has 4 exons. The record is from RefSeq and is a predicted model, not a curated record.